Ambispora leptoticha is the source of this 1071-nucleotide messenger RNA. The record is from the annotation of a GenBank genome assembly. NCBI's taxonomy places the organism in Eukaryota, Fungi, Glomeromycota, Glomeromycetes, Archaeosporales, Ambisporaceae.
AUGUCUGAUCAGGAAGAAGAUCAUCAAAAUAUCGAAUUAAAAAAUGAUUCAGUACAAGGAUUUUUCUCGCAUCAUGAACCAGUAUACAGCAUCGAUAUAAAUCCAAUUGAUGAGAAUAUAAUAAUUUCGGGUGGUGGAGACGACAAGAGUUAUUUGUGGAGAGUUGAUACAGGAAAACAGUUAUUCGAAUUAUCAGGACACACGGAUUCUGUAACAUCAGUGAUAUUUAGUACCGAUGGUCAAUACGUGGCUAGUGGUGGUAUGGAUGGGAAAGUACUUGUUUGGAAAGUAGGAACUGGUGAACUUGUCAUCUCUUUGGAAGGGCCUGAUGAAAUUAUGUGGUUGAGUUGGCAUCCUAAAGGCAACAUACUUCUUGCUGGUGCCAAUGAUUCAACGAUAUGGAUGUGGCAAAUUCCAAAAGGAAACGUAAUGAAUGUUUUUGCAGGUCACUCAUCACCAGUAACAGCCGGCCAAUUCACACCGGACGGCAAAAAAAUUGUGUCUGGGUCUGAUGAUUCGACACUCAUUGUAUGGGAUCCGAAAUCUGCUACUGCUACAUCAAGAAUAUCAGGUGAAGAUGCUCGGUUUCAUAACGAAGGUAUCACUUCAUUAGCAGUAAACAAAGAUAGUUCGUUAGUAAUUACUGGGUCCACCGAUAAAUCCGCUAAAUUAUUGAAUAUUCUUAAUGGGAAUAUUCUUGGUUCGUUUGAGAACCAUACAGAUUCAGUGGAAGCCGUAGGAUUUUCCAACAGUCUCCCACUAGCAGCCACUGGAUCACUCGACAACUCAUUAAACAUCUGGGAUCUAAAUACCUUCCGCCUCCGACAAACAAGUCAUCACGAAGACGCGAUUACAAAAUUGAAGUGGCACGAUGCGUCUUCGUCGUCUCCUCAUCUUAUCACUACUAGUUCCGUGGAUCAUACUGUUCGCGUUUGGGAUGCGAGAACUGGCGAUUGUGUACGUGUUUUUAGCGGACAUCAGGAUUCGGUGUUGGAUGUGGGAGUAUCAAGGGAUGGAAGAACUAUUGUUUCGGGUGGUGACGAUGGAGCGUGUCUACUAUUUAAAUUGUAA